Molecule: messenger RNA, 4031 nt
Organism: Rhopilema esculentum
Lineage: Eukaryota; Metazoa; Cnidaria; Scyphozoa; Rhizostomeae; Rhizostomatidae
Biological process (GO): snRNA export from nucleus
Source: RefSeq, a predicted model, not a curated record
AAGAGGCUUAAAAUGGAGGCAAAGAUUUGAUCGGCUGUUCCCGCCAUUAUCAAGGAAGGUCUGUGUAAAAGUUUGCUUUCUAAAUAAACGUUCAACCUGUACAAAGUUUGUGGCUACCAAAUGUACAUUGGGAUACAUUUGCAUCCUAAACUUUUGCUUGUCCUUGGAUUAGUUUAAGGACCUUAAGUCUUAGAAGUCGUUUUAGGCCCAUUCUUCACCGAGAUUCCAAAAAGGCAAAGUUGCAUCAUCUUAACAAAGUGACUAGGUUAUUCAAAACAUGGAGGUAGACAGCGGAAUUCUAGAAAUUGGCGUCGAUUUUAAUGAGUUUGAAGACAAUGAAAAGGGGACAAAAGAUGAGAACUUUCCGGAAGAAAACAUGGAUGUUGAAGUUGAUGUAAACUGCCCGUGCCCGCUUUCGCAAGAAUCGUCCAGCAAUCAGCCAGACCUAAGACAAAAAAUAAUCAAAAAUAAAGAAGGAACAAAAUACCAGUCAACGAAAAUAGAAAAUGAUGUCGGUUUGCUCGAAAGAGCAGAAGAAGCAACAACCCUGCAGAUGAAACAGCAUCGUGAUGAUAAUGGUUUUAAAGAGCAUAGCAAGAAGCGAGAUUCAAGAUAUUCUCAGAAAACCCUGUUUAAAGAACUUCAUGCUUCUUCUGAUCUUGAUACUGGUAUUCUUGGUCGUGAAAUUGCACACAGGUUAGGAGAGGCUAAAGUUGGACUUAUCAUAAACGUAGUUCGAGUGCUUGGUUUCAAAUCUGCGAUGAAAAUCUUAGAAGAAACAAGAAGAAUCGAGAGAAGGGGCGGUAUGUUAACAACAGACCGUAGUAGAAGGCGCACACCCGGUGGAGUUUACAUUUACUGCCUAAAAGAGAAGGGGUACGCAUCAAAGGAGGAGGUAGAACUCAUUUUCAAAGAGGAGAAGGAGCGUUUAAAAGAAAUUGCUAAACGGAAGAAAAAGGAUCAGAAUCUAAGAAAGAGAAAGGAACUUCAAAAAAUGGAUAGGCUCAAGAAGAGGGUUAUAGAAUUUGUAAAUAAAAAGAUUGCAGGUGAAGAUGAAAAGAUAAAUGAAGAAUCAAUUACUGAGAAAAACGAGAAAUCUAUGGAAGUGAUAAGCAAGACGAGCAUGGAGGGAAUCGGUGAAGAGAAUACGAAUAACAAUUUGAAAGGUCCAGAGAAUCUUUGAUUUGUUAUAUUCUGAGGUCCAUAACUUCUAAAGGAUGGAACAAGUCUAAAAGCUUUCUUUUGGCUGAAUUUGGUUGUUGUAAUUCUCAAACUGGCAUUGGUCUUUUUGAAUUUGAAAUGGCUUAGCAAAAGCUAAGUGAAAGUUGCGUAAAUUUGACUUCAUAUAGAUGGAUAAUUGUUAGCAAGGCUAGCAGAUGAAUAACUGAAGGACAGUGGAUUCUGAAAUUGAUUCCAUAAUAAACAUACAAGAGCUGUUUUGAACAUCUCAUUUCAGGUUGGUUAUCAGCAAUCCUUUUUGUAUUGUCAAUUCAGUAUAUGAUAAGUGAAGAUGAAGAAUUGUUUUCAAUGGAUCUGGCAUUUCUGAACUUAAAUCUUAUUUUACAUAAGAUAGGAGCAAACUCCAUUCAUUAGUACGCGGAAGGUCUCUACAUAACAGGGUAAUCACAUCUCUAUGAAUUUUAAUUGACUGAACUAUAAUUUCUUUAGUACUAUAAAGAUCUUAUAUUGACCCGGAUUAAUAACGUACUUGGGUAUUUUCACACUUGAAAAAUAUUUACUAUUUUUUUCUAAUAAAACAUUGAAGUUACUUUAUCUACAUUUUGGAUGCACCCAACUGCGCGCGUGAGAGGACUGGCAAAGAGAGUGGCGUGACGUGAAGCCAAAACGCGUUGUUGAUUAUCGCCAUUGCUGGCUUGGUCCUGACUGUAAGUGGUAUACUGUCCGAAAAAGAUGUUGUUUUCUGUUUUUCUUAUUUGCAAGAUUUCAGCGAUGGUAUAUGACGUCACUGUAUUAUGUUUAUCGAUGGCAAAGUUGAAUCCUGUUGCUGGGAUCUAUAAACAGAAACCUAACAAAAAUGUUGUGUUUGAAAUAACGAGAAAAACAGUCUUAAUCAAACAUAUCAGAUAUAAAUCCAAGAUCAUCGUAAGCCUCCAAAGUUGUGUUGAUAUUUGUCAACGACCAAUAAAGUUGUUUAAGAAAGAAUUGCAAAGACUAGCACUACAAUCUCUUUGCACAACAUAAAAUAAUAAAGCGUAACAGAAAAAGUCUUAUACCCUGUAUUUUGACCUUUUCCCGUGCCAACGCUAGACAUGUCUGCUUCGUAAAACAGGCUCGAGGUUCUUGAGAAUGUAUUUCUUCAUUUUGAACAAUCAGCGAGGCAUAAAUUUUGUCUACCUCAGUUUCAAACAGAUUCACAAUUGAAUGCCUUCCAUUCAUCUGGUACUGCCUCGUGUAUAUUUUAUAAACCAAUAUAUUUUUUUGUAUAUGUAUACAUAUAGUCACCAAUGUUUAUAUGCGUGUUUUUUCUAUGAAUUUAUUGACAGACUCUUGUUUUACAGAGCUGUAUUUUUUAUAUAAAGUAAAAAGCACAAGUUUCCAGGAUAUUACCUAAGAAUCAAACUCUUGCGUCUGUUUGUGGAAAUAAGAGUCAUUCUCCAGGAUGUUCGUUUAUAUUUUUCUCUAAAAUGGUAUCAAAAUUUCUAUCUAUUUUGAACAGUAGCACUCUAGCUGCAAGCCCUGUCAGGAAUUAUCUCAUACUUUCACUAACUAUUAAUCCUGCCAGGAAUUAUCUGAUACUUUCGCUAACUAUUAAUCCAAAAAGAAUUUUUCUUCCUGGAUGGGCCUAGACAGGUUUUAUCCCAUAGACAUACAUUGUUCAAUUGUCCCUGCAUUACAGCGAUUCCCCUUGGUUUUACAUUUUAAAAGAAACAACAUCUUUUUCAAGCUGAAUGCAAAGAAUUAAGCAUUUGAACCAGCAAAAUGAGAUUGUUAUCUCGGGGUAGUUGUAUUUUGCACUUACUCAAAAGGCCGUGCGUCAUGGUUGCAUUCAUUACAAAUAGUUCCUAAUUUAAUCUCAAAGAGGCUUUUAACCAUAGAGAUAGGAUAAUUAAUUAUUGACAGAAGCUUUAUUUAUUAUUGACUCUAUGCUUUUGACAGAAGCCCGUUUCAAAACUCUGUAGUAAGCCAUGUGUUCGAAUUAAUUUGCAUAAAAAUUCAACCCGUGGCGUUAUGCUUCGAAAGCAAACUGGUAACGUGUAAACGGGGUGUGUACUGUAAAUUACGUAAAUUUUCUGUUCGUCUACCUUUUGCAUAUAAUACGUGAACAAAUAAAUUUUUAGAUAUUUUACUUUCGGCAUAUUUAUUCGUUAUGUUUAAACACUUGCAAAUCAAACGUUAUCAUUAGGAGCAAUGUAUUUCGAAAUAUUCUAUUUUAUUAUUCCUUGUUUUUCAUUUACUCCAAAUACCUUUAGGGAGUGAAAAGUAUAGGCUUCCUAUUAUAUUGAUAAACAUUUUCAAUCUCGAAAAAGAAGGCCUAGAAUUUUCCGAACCGUUAUCUGGAUUUUAUGAAUAAAAAAGGGUGAAGUGGGAUUGCAUAAGGUGCUUUAUCUUGAAUACCACGAUUCUUAUGGGCAAACGAGAAAGAGUCAGAAAGUGUAAUAUGUUUUGAAACUCUAUGGAGUUAUAACUUUUUCUUAGACUAACUUUAUUAAAUCAUAUAAUGCCAAAAAGUUUUAUGGGCCAUAUAAUGAGAAGAAUGGUUUGGAAAAGCUAGUGAUUGAAGGGAAAAUCGAAGGGAAACGGCAAAGAGGAAGGCAGAGGCUGACUUUCCUGGAGGACCUAGCGUUGGCUGCUGGGUGCAAAGUGCUGAGAAUGUUGCGAUGUGUUGGUUGAGAUCGGGCUGGUUUCAGACGCUUGAUAGCCAACGACAGGUCCUGACAUGGCACCCAGAGAAGAAGAAGAAAUGGAACCCAAAGAAGAAGAAUGCCAAAGAAACUGGUAUGUUGCUUUUCUUUUCUAGAUCAAAUUCAAAUUCGACUUCCGAUUUUUUUUACUUUUGUCCCAAAGCUUUU